AUGUGGCGGGGGUUGUGGACCCUAGUAGCCCGGGCCGCACGUGGGCCUCGCAGUCCCAGAUCGUGCACGCGCCAGGGCAGCGGCGCCCCGGCCCCCGGUUCCGGGGCCACUAUCUUCGCGCUGAGCUCCGGCCAAGGCCGCUGCGGCAUCGCGGUGAUCCGGACCAGCGGUCCCGCCAGCGGCCACGCCCUCCGGAGCCUCACGGCACCCCGGGACUUGCCCCCGGCUCGAAGCGCUUGCCUGCGCCUGCUCAGCCACCCCCGUUCCGGGGAGCCGUUGGACCGCGCGCUGGUGCUCUGGUUCCCAGGUCCCCAAAGUUUCACGGGGGAGGACUGUGUGGAAUUCCACGUGCAUGGAGGCCCAGCGGUGGUGAGUGGCGUCCUGCAGGCCCUGGGCAGUGUGCCAGGGCUGCGGCCGGCCGAGGCUGGAGAGUUCACCAGGCGGGCAUUCGCUCACGGGAAGCUGAGCCUGACCGAGGUGGAGGGGCUGGCAGAUCUAAUUCACGCAGAAACCGAGGCGCAGCGGCGGCAGGCACUGAGGCAGCUGGACGGGGAACUGGGCCACCUCUGCCAUGGCUGGGCCAAGACUCUCACUAAGGCUCUGGCUCAUGUGGAGGCCUAUAUCGACUUUGGUGAGGAUGACAACCUGGAGGAGGGCGUCCUGGAGCAAGCUGACAGCCAAGUGCGGGAGCUGGAGCUGGCACUGAGCGCACAUCUUCGAGAUGCCAGGCGCGGGCAGAGGCUUCGCUCAGGAGCGCACGUAGUGGUCGCAGGACCCCCCAACGCUGGCAAGAGCAGCCUGGUGAACCUACUCAGCCGGAAGCCUGUGUCCAUAGUAUCCCCGGAGCCGGGGACCACCCGCGACGUGCUGGAGAUCCCCGUGGACCUGGCCGGAUUCCCGGCGCUGCUGAGCGACACGGCGGGGUUGCGUGAGGGCGUGGGGCCUGUGGAGCAGGAGGGCGUGCGGCGCGCCAGGGAGAGGCUGGAGCAGGCUGACCUCAUUCUGGCGGUGCUGGAUGCUUCUGACCUCGCCUCUCCGUCCAGCUGCAACUUCCUGGAUACCGUUGUCGCCCCCGCAGGCGCUGGGAGCCCCAAUGAGAGCAGCCGGCGCCUCCUGCUGGUGCUGAACAAAUCGGACUUACUGCCUCCAGGGGGCCCAGACCCCAGUCCCAACCUGCCCCCGCACCUGCUGCUGUCCUGCUUGACCGGAGAGGGCUUGGAUGAUCUCCUGGAAGCACUGAGGAAGGAGCUGGCUGAAGUGUGUGGGGACCCGUCCACAGGCCCACCGCUUCUGACGCGUGCAAGGCACCAACAUCAUCUCCAGGGCUGCCUGGAUGCCCUUGGCCACUACAGGCAGACAAAAGACCUAGCCCUGGCUGCUGAGGCGCUGCGACUUGCCCGGGGUCACCUGGGCCGCAUCACCGGCGGAGGCAGCACCGAGGAGAUCUUGGACAUCAUCUUUCGGGACUUCUGCGUGGGCAAGUGAGAAGCCCUGAGGCAUGUGGGAAUAGCUUAGGCCAAGUGAGAAUCUCAUCUCCAGGAGAAAACUUGACCCCAGAACCAUGAACCAGAGUGCUGCCUUGAGAGGUGGUGAGCUCCUUGUUGCUGGCAGUGACUAAGCUACGGCCAGCCGUGCUAGGGGUUCCAGCCCUGGAGUGGAGCUCAACGAAGGUCCCUUUGGCUUCCUGUGCUGGGGGAGUAGGAGUGGGUG
Enhydra lutris kenyoni (northern sea otter) is the source of this 1710-nucleotide messenger RNA. RefSeq names its product GTP binding protein 3, mitochondrial (gene GTPBP3). Gene Ontology annotation, cellular component: cytoplasm; mitochondrion. Gene Ontology annotation, molecular function: GTPase activity; protein binding; GTP binding. Gene Ontology annotation, biological process: tRNA methylation; tRNA wobble uridine modification. Lineage: Eukaryota; Metazoa; Chordata; Mammalia; Carnivora; Mustelidae. The record is from RefSeq and is a predicted model, not a curated record. Bases 1 to 1485 code for a protein of 494 amino acids. The transcript has 9 exons.